Hyaena hyaena (striped hyena) is the source of this 1015-nucleotide messenger RNA. RefSeq names its product follistatin like 5 (gene FSTL5). Gene Ontology annotation, molecular function: calcium ion binding; protein binding. The transcript is spliced from 7 exons. The record is from RefSeq and is a predicted model, not a curated record. The annotation marks the transcript as partial. NCBI's taxonomy places the organism in Eukaryota, Metazoa, Chordata, Mammalia, Carnivora, Hyaenidae. Gene Ontology annotation, biological process: regulation of BMP signaling pathway; multicellular organism development; cell differentiation.
AUGUUUAAGUGCUGGUCAGCUGUUUUCAUUCUUGGAUUCAUUUUUCUGGAGUCAGAAGGAAGGCCACCCAAAGAAGCAGUAUAUGGCCUUAAAUCCUACCAACCUCUAAUAAGAUUGCGACACAAGCAGGAAAAGAGUCAAGAAAGUUCAAGAAUCAAAGGAUUCCUGAUUCAGGAUGUCCCUUUGGGGUCUUGCGAGAAUAAAUACUGUGGUUUGGGAAGGCACUGUGUCAUCAGCAGAGAAACAGGGCAAGCAGAGUGUGCCUGCAUGGACCUUUGCAAACGGCACUACAAACCUGUGUGUGGAUCUGAUGGAGAAUUUUAUGAAAACCACUGCGAAGUGCAUCGAGCCGCUUGCCUGAAAAAGCAAAAGAUUACCAUUGUUCACAAUGAAGACUGCUUCUUUAAAGGAAAUAACUGCAAGGCCACUGAAUACAGCAAGAUGAAAAGCAUGCUUUUAGAUUUACAAAAUCAAAAAUAUAUUACACAAGAAAAUGAAAACCCUAACGGUGAUGACCUAUCUUGGAAGAAGUUGUUGGUGGAUCAAAUGUUUAAAUAUUUUGAUGCCGACAGUAACAGACUUGUAGAUAUUAAUGAACUAACUCAGGUGAUAAAACAGGAAGAACUUGGCAAGGAUCUUUCUGAUUGUACUUUGUAUGAUCUACUGAAAUAUGAUGAUUUUAACUCUGACAAGCACCUGGCUCUUGAAGAAUUUUAUAGAACAUUCCAGGUUAUCCAGUUGAGUCUGCCUGAAGAUCAGAAACUAAGCACCACAGCAGCAACCGUGGGACAAAGUGCUGUUCUGAGCUGUGCCAUUCAGGGGGCCCUGAGACCCCCCAUCAUCUGGAAAAGGAACAAUAUUAUUCUAAAUAAUUUAGACUUGGAAGACAUCAAUGACUUUGGAGAUGAUGGGUCCUUGUACAUUACUAAGGUUACCACAACUCACAUGGGCAAUUACACCUGCUAUGCAGAUGGUUAUGAGCAAGUCUUUCAGACUCACAUCUUCCAAGUAAAUG